This is a messenger RNA of Punica granatum (pomegranate), 1515 nucleotides long. Lineage: Eukaryota; Viridiplantae; Streptophyta; Magnoliopsida; Myrtales; Lythraceae. The record is from RefSeq and is a predicted model, not a curated record.
CCAAGAAAUUGGAGAAGAGCCUCUCUCUCUCUCUCUCUCUCUCUCUCUCUGCUUCAUUGCUCCUCCUCUUUUACUCUUGUGAUGCGACGAAGCAGAGUAUGAGUCUGGCGGCGAACCUUCCUUCUCCUCCCUUGUCUUCUUCCAACCACCAUAACUGCAAGAACUCGAACGGAGAUGGGGAGAGUUCAGCAGAGGACCCCAUUUGCCAGGUGAAGCUCCCAGCUCCUGCCUUCAAAUGGCGCUUGGUCAUAGCUUACGAUGGGACAAACUACGCAGGUUGGCAGUUUCAGCAGUCUCCUCCAACCAUACAGUGCUUCAUAGAAAAAGCCUUAACUCGAGUCACGAAGCUAGAGCGGGAGGAUCUUCAUAUAGUUGGUGCAGGUAGAACUGAUGCAGGCGUUCAUGCAUGGGGCCAGGAGGCUCACUUUCUUACGCCAUUUAAGUAUGAGUGCUUAGAAGGAGUCCACACCGCUCUGAAUGGGGUCCUUCCUCCGGAUAUAAGGGUCAGGGAGGUUAGCCCUGCAAUUCCCGAAUUCCAUGCCCGAUUUUCGGUUACUAGCAAGGUCUAUCGAUACAAGAUAUACAAUGACCCAGUCAUGGACCCAUUUCAACGAUAUUAUGCUUAUCAUAGUGCUUAUAAGCUUAAGGCUAGUGCUAUGAGAGAGGCUGCUCAGCAUUUCAUGGGAAGCCACGAUUUCUCUGCCUUUGCAAAUGCUUCUCGAAAUGAUCGGGCUCCAAAUCCUGUCAAAAACAUAUUCCGCUUUGAUGUUGUUGAACAGGGAGCUCUCAUACAAAUAGAGGUUGAAGGUUCGGGAUUUUUGUAUAGACAAGUAAGAAACAUGGUUGCUUUGCUGCUGCAAAUUGGAAGAGAAGCCAUACCUCCAAGUAUUGUCCCAGUGAUCUUAGAGUCUCGGGACCGCAAGGAGCUGGCAAAGCAUGCCCUGUCGGUUCCGCCUCAUGGGCUCUGUCUAGUUUCUGUGAAUUACAGAGAAGAUCAUCUUCGGCUUCCUUCGGACUGUCCUCCUCCGAGCUUUGGGAGGACACACACUGUGAGCAAAUGUAAGCUUCCAUUCUACUAAGAAAUCCUUGGGAGAUUCUACAAUUCAUUUGAAGAUGGUGAUUCUAGGAAAGGAAAACUCGUAUCUCUUUCCACUCUUCUUCGAAAUAGUGGGCAAUUCCCCGAUUCAUUAGAAGAUGGUACAAAAUAGUGGGCAGUUCCCCCGAUUCAUUUGAAGAUGGUGAUUGCACAACACAGCUCUUUCAACUUUCGACUCACAGGCUCUUUCAACUUUCAACUCACAGACGUCAGACUUUCAAGUAUGGUUAUGUAGCUGAUAGCAGAUCUCAAGAUGUCAAGAUGUACAAGCUACAGAAGGAAUCUGCGAAAGCAGAAUCUCUUUUUUGACAGAGACUUUUUGUAAUGCAGAUGAUGUCAGAGAGGGAAAGAUCUAACCGGAAAAUUUGAAUUCGAUUGUUCCAUUUUUAGCAAAUAAAAUUUUUGAUUUGGCUGCUAAA